GUCUUGGAAUGUUCACUAGUUUGUACACUUUUUUUGACUUAAUAUGAGUACAGGUAUGCAUCACAGUAAAUGUGUACUGCAAAUAAUAAGAAACUGAAAAUCUGAAAAAAGAAUAGCAGCUACAUGUAGUAAACAUUGUACAUUUAUGUGACACUUGGCAACCAAAAAUUGGGUGAUCUUCAUUACAUCCCGCUAUUGCAGACUCUCACCAUUACAGACACUAAAUGACAGUCCCGAGGUGUCCACUAUAUCAGGAGUUGACUGUAAACCAUACAAGUAAAUCAGUUGUACAGAUCUAUGUCAAAUGGAGUUUUCUCUUUGUUACAGAAAGCCAAAGAAUCUGGAACAUCAGUGCAAUUGCCUCUGGCCCAGCCACAAGAUAAGCCUCCCCAACCCACCCAGUCCCAGAAAUGGGAGCCAUUAGGUGAACCUGCUGAGCCGACACCAGCUCCUCAGGGAGCCCCCAGUGAUGAUCUUUUGCAACUCCAUGCAGCGUUUUCUGUUCCAGUCCAACAGUCAAGUUCUGCAGCUUUCUCACAAAGCCCUUCCUUCCCUCCAAGUCAGGCAUUCCCAGCUGCACAGGGUUUUGGACAGGCCCCUCCCCAGGCUGGUCCCUGGGAUGGCUCUGCUACUACAGUUUCUACAGGUUUUAGCACCAGCAGCAGCUCUACAAACCCAUUUGACAGCCAAGUACAUGAUGAUUUUGCUGCUGUGUUUGGCAGUCAGCAGACUACUGUUGACAAUACUCCAGCCAUGGGAGACAUGUUGGUUCCGACUGUGUCCAGCACAGGGGCUUCGAAAGCACCAUCUGACAGCAGCAUCAGUGGAGAUCAACCAGGAGGUUUGCAUGCAAGCCUAGAGAGAGUUGCAAAAUCUUUAGACUCAUUAUCUUUUAAUGGAAACAUCAUGGGUCCAUCUGGCAAAUCACAACACCAGUGGACUGCACCAGUACCACAGAGCAAGACAGGGGGACCAAACUGGCAGGCACCACCCACGUCAAGAACGUCGUUACCUCAAACGGGUUGGAGUGCGACAAGUCAGCCUCCCAUGCAGCAGUCAACAGGGUUCAGACCGCCCUUUGCACAACCAACUCCAGUGGGACAGCCUUUCAUGCCUGGCCAACAAGGAAUGUUCCCACAACAGGCUUCUGCAUUUCCUUCUCAGCCGUUUCAACCGCAGAGACCUGCACACCCACCAGACCCAUUUGGACCCAUUCCUGGCAGUCAGGUUAGAUUCUAAACCUAAAGCCUUGCAUGAUGGUGAAAGUGUAGGCUGGUCUGUAACAAAUCUUGUAUCUAAAUUUGUGAGAUUCCCAGUAGCUGAGCUAUUUUCUAAGAAAAAAAAGUUUUGUAACUGAAGUUUGGACUUUCGUAUUCAUGCACUCAACCUUGUUCCCAGAGUCAGCCUUCGUGAUGGCACAGGGUGAAAGAAAAGACCCUGGAAACUAGGUUGACAAGUUACCUGGCAUUCCGUCUUCACUCCCAGGUAGUUUCUAGUAGCUCUUUUCACGGUUAAAUUUUCUCAUUUGCAUUACAAUAUAAUCUAGCAUGUAUAUGAGGCAAUUUCGUGCUAUUUUGUAUUUUCAGCCCGAAAUUGCCUCGCAUCCAAGUUGGAUACAUUCUAAUGCAAAUGAGAAAAUCUAAACGUGAAAAAGGCUACUGGAUCGUCGUGUUAUGCUUCAGUAGAAGCGGGACAUGAUCGCUCAAAUAACUGCUUUCAAAGGCACUGAGAAGCAGAUGUUCGUAUACACAGGCCAGUGAAUGAAAAA
This is a messenger RNA of Orbicella faveolata, 1768 nucleotides long. Its product is annotated as phosphatidylinositol-binding clathrin assembly protein LAP-like. Lineage: Eukaryota; Metazoa; Cnidaria; Anthozoa; Scleractinia; Merulinidae. Gene Ontology annotation, biological process: clathrin-dependent endocytosis; synaptic vesicle budding from presynaptic endocytic zone membrane; clathrin coat assembly. Gene Ontology annotation, molecular function: clathrin heavy chain binding; 1-phosphatidylinositol binding; phosphatidylinositol-4,5-bisphosphate binding. The record is from RefSeq and is a predicted model, not a curated record. Gene Ontology annotation, cellular component: clathrin-coated pit; extrinsic component of presynaptic endocytic zone membrane; synaptic vesicle.